Hipposideros armiger (great roundleaf bat) is the source of this 2427-nucleotide messenger RNA. RefSeq names its product taspase 1 (gene TASP1). Gene Ontology annotation, cellular component: cytoplasm. The coding region runs from base 112 to 1443 and encodes 443 amino acids. Gene Ontology annotation, biological process: protein maturation. Lineage: Eukaryota; Metazoa; Chordata; Mammalia; Chiroptera; Hipposideridae. Gene Ontology annotation, molecular function: threonine-type endopeptidase activity. The record is from RefSeq and is a predicted model, not a curated record. The transcript has 15 exons.
CUACUUCCGGUGCUGUGAGGGCUCGGGGCUGACGCGGGGUAAUUUCUCUCCUGCAAUUACUACUGGAUGGAAGUAUGCUCUUUUCCCGAUAGAAGAUGGUAAUCUCGGAGAAUGACCAUGGAGAAGGGGAUGAGUUCUGGAGAAGGGCUGCCUUGCAGAUCAUCUCAGGUUUCGGCUGUUAACAUAAUAGCCAAAGAGUUGGAAACCAAGCAGUCCCAUAAAGAGAAGCGAGGGGGCUUUGUGUUGGUGCAUGCAGGUGCAGGUUAUCAUUCUGAAUCCAAAGCCAAGGAAUAUAAACAUGUAUGCAAACGAGCUUGUCAGAAGGCAAUUGAAAAGCUACAGGCUGGUGCUCUUGCAACAGAUGCAGUAACUGCAGCUCUGGUGGAACUUGAGGAUUCUCCUUUUACAAAUGCAGGAAUGGGAUCUAAUCUAAAUCUCUUGGGUGAAAUUGAGUGUGAUGCCAGCAUAAUGGAUGGAAAAUCCUUAAAUUUUGGAGCUGUUGGAGCACUGAGUGGAAUCAAGAACCCAGUCUCAGUUGCAAAUAGACUCUUGUGUGAAGGGCAGAAGGGAAAACUCUCCGCUGGUCGAAUUCCUCCCUGCUUUUUAGUUGGAGAAGGAGCCUACAGAUGGGCUGUAGAUCAUGGAAUACCCUCUUGCCCUCCUAACAUCAUGACCACAAGAUUCAGUUUAGCUGCAUUUAAAAGAAACAAGAGGAAACUAGAGCUGGCAGAAAGGGUGGAAACAGAUUUCAUUCAACUAAAGAAAAGAAGACAAUCAAGUGAAAAGGAGAACGACUCAGGCACUUUGGACACGGUGGGCGCUGUGGUUGUGGACCAUGAAGGUAAUGUUGCUGCUGCUGUCUCCAGUGGAGGCUUGGCAUUGAAACAUCCAGGGAGAGUUGGACAGGCUGCUCUUUAUGGAUGUGGCUGCUGGGCUGAAAAUACUGGAGCUCACAAUCCCUACUCCACAGCUGUGAGUACCUCAGGAUGUGGGGAGCAUCUUGUACGCACCAUACUGGCUAGAGAAUGUUCACACGCUUUGCAAGCUGAAGAUGCUCACCAAGCUCUGUUGGAGACUAUGCAAAACAAGUUUAUCAGGACCAUGGACUUGAUUAUAAAGGUUGGUGCCAUCACAGAAUUGGGAGCUGCUGAGCUAUUCACAAUAGGUUCACCUUUCCUGGCCAGUGAAGAUGGCGUGCUUGGAGGAGUGAUUGUUCUCCGAUCUUGCAGUUGUUCUGCAGAGCCUGCCUCCUCCCAAAAUAAGCAGACACUUCUAGUGGAAUUUCUGUGGAGCCACACAACAGAGAGCAUGUGUGUUGGAUAUAUGUCAGCCCAGGAUGGGAAAGCCAAGACUCACAUUUCCAGACUUCCUCCCGGUGCAGUGGCAGGACAGUCCGUGGCCAUUGAAGGUGGGGUUUGCCGCCUGGAGAGCCCAGUGAACUGAACCGUCAGGCUGAGCAUGAAGCGCCCGAUGGUCAUUUCAGAACCUGAGCUUUUUGAUUUGGGGUUUUUAACUGAAGUUUGAUGUUUUAUCAUCUUCAUUUUAUAAUUCCAAUUAAAGCCUCAUGCACUGCUCGUGACACUAGUGCUGCUGUAAUUAGUGCUUAAUGAUGGGCCUUUGGCAGGUGAGCAGCACUGGAGAGAGAGGGAGAGGGAGAGAAACAGAGAGAGAGAGUGCGCAUGUGUGUGCACGUAUGUGCGCACAGCACGAGUGCUUGCUUCUCCCUUGAUGAAGUAGAAACUCCUUAUUGUGUAACCUAAGAGCAGGAAUGAUUAAAUCAUCUUCACAAAAUGUGUGCUUUAACUGUUUACAAGUAAAACCUAAAGUUGCAGGAAACAUUUUUUAUUUCAUAAAGAGGUACUACUGUCGUGAUGUAAUGUGUCUGAACUGAAGAAUAAAUCUACUUCUUUAAAUGAUUUGACAGUGGUAGUGCUCCAGUAAUAAGUAAUAAAGUGUUUUUAUUUGUUAACCAGUUUAAGUGGAUCUUGUGGUAACUUAAACUGUUAUUCUCAUCCCUCAUAUGGGGCAUUUUUCUUUAACAAAGAAUGGUUUCAGUGAAACAAUCUAGCAGAGAAUUAAGGUCGGAACCUUUUUAAAUAAUAGUCUUAUUGAUAAAGUUUGUACUUCUUCCCUCAAGCCUUUCUAAGCUUAAAUACUGCAUAGCUUCGAGCUGUAUGUACUAUAUUAUGAAAGACUAUGUAAAGAGAACAUACAGUAAUGCACAGUCCUUAAUUUGUGUAUAGUGGAAUGUUAUUUACAAUGUAACUGUAAAUAAGAAAGCAGAAUUUAUGGGAAAAUUCAAUAUUAUCUUUGUUUCUUGUUUAAAUAUAUUUUUAAGGUAAAGGCACAAAAAUAAAAGAAGCAUAUUACUGGGUAUACAGUGUGUGACACCUCUUCACAGACUAAUAAAUUAUCUUUUGAAUCCUA